UAACAUUUUGGUAUAAAAGACCAAUUGGAUUAAUCUUCUGGUCAGUUUGUCUGUUGAAAUAUAUACACCCAAAUAGAGUGAAAUGAUCAAAAUAGGCCUUCUGUUAAUCUUGGCUACGAUGGCCAUGGGAAGGACUCUGAACAAUUCCGAACUCCGUGACUUUGUCGAGGGUGUAGAGAAGUUAAAACACGGUGAAGGAGUCACAGAAGACGGUGGAAAUCGGAUUGUGGGAGGAAAUACAGCAGCCAUUGGACAAUUUCCUUAUCAAGCGUCCAUUAGGACGACAGGCAACGCUCACUUUUGCGGAGGAUUCAUAGCAAACAGUCGCUGGGUGGUUUCUGCUGCACACUGUACGAUCACCAGCACUCCUGGAAACACAAUUGUAGUUUUGGGAGCGCACUCCAGAUUUACGGGAGGAACCACCUUUACCCUGAGCGCAGUUAUCAAUCAUCCUGAAUUCGACGAUUUCUCGCUGGAAUUCGACGUUUCAGUCCUUCAAACUGUAGCUUCAAUUGCAUUCAACAACCUCAUUCAACCCAUUGCUCUUGGUUCAGAGCACAUCGGAGGAGGAAUCACUGCCGUAGUGUCCGGAUGGGGAAUGACUUCCUCACCUGGAGACCUUGCAGCUGAGCUACAAUUCGUCCAAGUUCAGACGUGGACAAAUGCUGCAUGUAGGAACAUUCUGGGCAGCGACAGAGAAUGGUGGGUUUUCGACCACAAGAUUUGCGCUGGAGGCGUUCAGGGACAAGGUGUUUGCCCUGGUGACUCUGGAGGACCACUGACUAUUGGCAACUACGCCAUCGGAAUUGUUUGUUGGGCUAUUCCUUGCGCUACUGGUUAUCCUGACGGAUACGACAGAGUCUCUUCUCAUCGUACCUGGAUUCAGCAGCACAUCGAAUGA
Molecule: messenger RNA, 901 nt
Organism: Phlebotomus argentipes
Lineage: Eukaryota; Metazoa; Arthropoda; Insecta; Diptera; Psychodidae
Product: trypsin-3-like
Exons: 1
Coding region: 83-901 (272 amino acids)
Biological process (GO): proteolysis
Molecular function (GO): serine-type endopeptidase activity
Source: RefSeq, a predicted model, not a curated record